CUGCUCGUGUUUAUCCAUAAAUUUCGCUAAUCGCUGACAAAAUGAGCAACCACGUCGAGGUGAAAAACAUUGAGCCGACCACUUUUGAGGACCGCUACUACGAUGAAUAUGAAUAUUAUAACUUAACAGACCGCUAUACCGAGUGCGCUAGUCGCAAGGGCAGGACGAAGAAGGAGGCGAGCUGUAACACGAACAAACCCAACCCUGCGGGACACGAGCGCAAAAUAGUGGAGAAGCUCCAGAAUGCUGAGAAGAAGUCCAAAGAGUGACACAGAAGAGAUUGAAGCGGACGGCUAUUACUGGCAACCGACCACAGGUGUCUCUGCGGGAAACGGGCGCUGAGCUGCAGCGGGAUCCGCCUCGGGACGAGAGGAGCGGGCCGGUGCCUCGGGAAGCGCUGAGUUUUGUCAGAGACACACCGCUCUUGUGUAUGAGAUGGACCCUGCAGAAGGAGCACCUGUUCAGAGGAACCGAUAUGCUUGUGAUGUUGAAUGUAUGUUUUAAACGAUAGGUUUGACCACGUUUGGUGUUUUGGUACUACAUUUUUAAAAGUUCUUUUAAUAAAGACCACUUUUUUUCCAUUAAA
Onychostoma macrolepis is the source of this 586-nucleotide messenger RNA. It is a transcript of the gene nupr1b, whose product is annotated as nuclear protein 1b. The coding region runs from base 42 to 269 and encodes 75 amino acids. Gene Ontology annotation, biological process: negative regulation of cell population proliferation; regulation of transcription by RNA polymerase II; negative regulation of cell cycle. The transcript is spliced from 3 exons. Gene Ontology annotation, cellular component: nucleus. The record is from RefSeq and is a predicted model, not a curated record. Lineage: Eukaryota; Metazoa; Chordata; Actinopteri; Cypriniformes; Cyprinidae.